Messenger RNA from Thunnus maccoyii (southern bluefin tuna), 1896 nucleotides. RefSeq lists its product as uncharacterized. The transcript has 4 exons. Bases 865 to 1896 code for a protein of 343 amino acids. The record is from RefSeq and is a predicted model, not a curated record. NCBI's taxonomy places the organism in Eukaryota, Metazoa, Chordata, Actinopteri, Scombriformes, Scombridae.
GCCAGGGGUAACCUCAGUGGGACAGCCAGGAUGUCCCUGAUUGGUGGAUUCAACAAUAAAAAGCCGGCAUUGAGAGCAAACACAAGUCGUGUACAAGUGGCUUCCCCUGUUCUUCAGGCAGCCGUACUGACAGCAUCAUGCCCUUGUCCUCUGUGCUGUGAACCAGGAACGCCUGCAAAUGUCAGUAUGAGAGGUUACAACUCUGAGAUGACAGUAAGCAACAAACACAGCCAGAAGGAGAGGAGAAGCUUUGACUGGAUUCAAUCCUCCAUCUACUUGGCUCGGUCUUUCUGUCACUCUGUGUCUGACUGACAAACGCUUCACUGGAUAAAGACUUAAUUGGCUCUGAACAGACAGACAGAACAAUAAACAACCAGAAUAAAUACAAAUGCAGUCAUGCCAGGGAAGAGAGUGGGAGAGAAGAUGAGCUAAGAACAGCAACCCUGUGGACACAAAAAACUGGAUGUAUUUUGUCUUUUCAUUUUUUUUUCCUCUUAAAAAUCUGGUUGGAAUAUUUCUUGAAGUAGGAUUCCAAUUCUAAAGUUCAUUUGGACAUAUGUUGUUUUUAUGCCAUGGAGUUUUUGACAAAAUUAUUGUUUUGCAGCACUGCAGUACUUUUAUCAUGAGAUUGUUCUCACUGCUCAUUAAAACAUAGGGAUUAUGGUUCAACAGGAAUUCUGAAUUUGACAUUUCUCCCUUUGUUUUAUUUUUCCAUGGCUCUGCCAGUGCCAGCUGCCGUGUGUCUUGCAUUUUCUAAAAGCAACAUUCUUCAGAUUUAGUUAAAUUAACGACUUCACAAUUCACGCUUCAAGCUUCACACGUGCCUCCCACCAACCCCUCCCACCGUCAGCCAUCCGACCUGUCAUGGGCAAACCUCUUAGCCGUCCCGGGUGUUUCAGGAAGAGCUCCUGCUGCCUGGAGAAACAUGGAGCUGGGGAUGGGGGAGUGGGACGGCGUGAUGGGGGAAUGGAAGGGGGAUACGGAGACGGCUACGUACCCCAGCGGUCCAUCUACGAUACUAUGUGCAUUAAUCAACAAAUAGACAGCCAUCACCACCACCACCACCACGGAGGGUCCAUACGGCGAGAUGAUGGAGGCGAAGGGAGUUUCAGCUACUCUGCAAGUGGCUCCCUCAGGGUUAGCAGGUCCCCAGCUGACAUGUUUGAUACACAGCCUCGCUCAUUAACACCGAACCCCUCGUUUGUGCGCCGUCUGGAUGAAAGGGCAAUCUAUGAUUCACUAAAACUUGAGGCUCAGGAUGCAGAUGGUGGUGGAUGCCAUUCACCAGGACGUUUCACCCGAUCAGUUUCUCCCUCUGUUUCCUCAUUCUCAGCGCCAGGAGUGUCCUCAUCAUCAUCGAAGAGACACCACCACCACCAUCAUCAUCAUCACCAUGGAGACAGCACGAAGAGCAGAGAUGGCCGACAUUCCUGGAAAGUUUUGACACCUCCAAAACACAUGGAGUGUUUGGAGCUUACUACAACUGAAAUGAUGGACAGAGGAGGGGGAUAUCUGAAUCCGGGGCACUACCCUCCCCCUGGGGGCCAGACCCCCUCUCUUACCUCCCCCCUCAUUUCCCCUUUCUCUGGCUCACCUCUCUCCUCAGGUUACCAUACUCCAGUCUUUUUCUCACCGGCCAAACCUCGUCCAAGUCAGAGUCAGAGUUUGCGCUGUUCCCCUCCGCACGUCAUCCAGCCGAGGCAUUACUCCCAAACCCAGAGCCUCAGGCUGUCCCCACCCCAGGAGCUUAGACGGUCCCCCUACCGAGCCCCGCUGGUCCAACUGUCUGCUCAUGACCUUGAGCAGGACCUGAGGGAUCGAGGAGGAUGGGGCCGGAGUGAGAGAGAGAGGGAGUGGGAGAGGGAAAGAGAGAGGGAGAUGGAGAGAGGAGUCUGA